Molecule: messenger RNA, 1343 nt
Organism: Medicago truncatula (barrel medic)
Lineage: Eukaryota; Viridiplantae; Streptophyta; Magnoliopsida; Fabales; Fabaceae
Exons: 1
Coding region: 278-1093 (271 amino acids)
Source: RefSeq, a predicted model, not a curated record
GUAUAAAAGAUUGUCUUGGUUAUUACAAAGAACAGGACCACCCCCCCUAUUCCUCUCCUAUUAUUCCAUGCCUUUUCCUCACGCUAAAAAGUCUUAUAAACCCCACAUUUUCACUCUCUCUCUAUAUCCUCUUCUACAUUUUUUUCAUGUAUCAAUCAUAAUCAAAAUUCCAAACUCACAUUCCUCUACUCAUGGCUUUGAUUUUCUUGUUACUUAUUCACUUUGAAUAAUAGUAGUAAUCUUGUUUUGUUUAAAGUAACAAUAAUAAUUGUAGCCAAUGGAGGGAAAUAAAUUUUUCUUAGAAUUUGUGUUCAUUAUGAACUUGUUAUGCAAAGAAACUAUUAACUUUCUAUCAAUUGUUUCUUCAAAUCCUCUGUUUUCAUGCAUUGUUACCUUCUGCACCUUGAUUCUCAUCUAUUUUCCUUAUUCAUUCUGCAAAAUAGUUUUCUCACCAGUUUUGAUUCUCACUGGUGUUAUAUUGAUUUUUGUACUUCGUUUUGGUGCAAUACAGAGAUCUAAGAGUGAAGAAAAGGAAAAAUUUGGUGAAUUAGAAUCCGUUACCAAUGAAGAAAACAGAGAUGAAAAACAGGGGAAAACAGAGGAAAAUGAUUCUCUUGACCAAAUUUACAAGUGGGUCUCGAGAAAUUAUGAAGAAAAGUUGAAAUCAAAAAUGGGUUUUGAAUCAAAUUCGUUUCUUGAUGAGUCUUUUGUUGAAUGGAACGUGAAAGCACCAUUGGAUGUUAUAUAUGAAGAUGAAGAAACAGAGGAUAUUAUUUCUAAUGAGAAUUGUGUUGCUGGAAUUUUGAGACACUCUUCACUGUCACGUUAUUAUCCUGAGUCUGAUUCGGAUAGUUCUUCGGAGAAUGAGUUUCCGGCGAUGGAGAACUGGGACUCACCCGGGAAUAUGAGUUUCCGGUGGGAUGAAGAAGAUAGAGACGGGUUAAUUGAGAUAGCUCUUGAUGGUUUUAAGAGGAAGGCUUUGGGAUUUCAGUAUGAGGAAGAGAAUAUGAUUGAAAUUGAUAUUUCUCCGACGAAGCGCAGGGAGUUUUCCGGCGAGGAGGAGGUGUUUGCCGGUGAGAUUAGUUGCAACUAAUGUGAGAUUUAGGAAGGAUUGACAUAGUGUAUUACUAUCAUGUGAUUUGGUUUGGGGAUAAGUGAAAGGUUUAGAGAUUUGGAAUUUGGAACUACUUUGGGUUUGGCAGGGUUAUGUUGUUUUGAUUUAGUUUUUUGACAAGAAAAAAAAGAAACCGAUUCAAUAAAAAUGAAUUGGUUUGGUUUGAUUUUUGAAUAAAUUCAUAUUAGAUCAAUCAAAUUGUGAUUCUUAAAAAAAAUUACUUUUUCAA